Myripristis murdjan (pinecone soldierfish) is the source of this 2003-nucleotide messenger RNA. It is a transcript of the gene cmklr2, whose product is annotated as chemerin chemokine-like receptor 2. The transcript has 3 exons. The coding region runs from base 348 to 1427 and encodes 359 amino acids. Gene Ontology annotation, cellular component: plasma membrane. NCBI's taxonomy places the organism in Eukaryota, Metazoa, Chordata, Actinopteri, Holocentriformes, Holocentridae. Gene Ontology annotation, molecular function: complement receptor activity; G protein-coupled receptor activity. The record is from RefSeq and is a predicted model, not a curated record. Gene Ontology annotation, biological process: chemotaxis; positive regulation of cytosolic calcium ion concentration; complement receptor mediated signaling pathway.
UUGGAUGGACUCGGCGAGAGGCUGCACAUGAAACACACACACACACACAUAGAGAAAGUUUGCGAACCGAGUCGAGUCGCUGCUCACAGACGGACAAGGCCCAGAAAACGGCGUCUCGGCCUGCGAGGCUCCAGUAAGCUGUCUUCCAAGAGGGAGAAGACGGCCUUUUGAAACACUUACUAACUAAAGAGGUAGAGCCGCAGCCGCAUAAAGGGGUAAGGACACACCCAGACCCAUCUUAUAAACAUAACAACUGGAUGAUCUGAAAGGAGGACAGGCAGCUGGGUCUUUUUUGGAGAACAGCACAGAGUAGAGAACUUCACCACAAAGGCUGCAUCCUUGCAACAAUGGGUGACUACGGGGAAGACUACGGAAACUACACCUACGAUGAUUACCUUGAAUAUGGAGACCUUGAGGAAGUCAAAGGAGACUACAGGCAGAGAGAAACAAUGCACAUAAUCUCUGUAGUGAUCUAUAGUAUUUCCUUUGUGCUCGGUCUGAUUGGAAAUGGAAUUGUCAUUUGGGUGACGGCAUUUAAAAGCAAAAGGACUGUCAACAGUGUGUGGUUACUCAAUCUCGCAAUGGCAGACUUUGUCUUUGUGCUUUUUUUGCCCUUCUCCAUAGACUAUGUGCUGCGGGACUUCCACUGGAGCUUUGGUUUGGUCAUGUGCAAGCUGAACUCAUUUGUGUCUGUGAUGAACAUGUAUGCCAGCGUGCUCUUCCUCACAGUACUUAGUAUAGACAGGUAUGUAUCUCUGGUCCACCUCAGCUGGUGUCAGAGGUAUCGCACUCUGGAGAGAGCCUGGAUUGUAUGUGGUUGUACAUGGGCGCUAUCUGCAACCCUGAGCUGUCCUACUCUGAUCUUCCGUGACACCAUGCGCUUACAUGACAGGAUAGUGUGCUUCAACAACUUCUAUGUAAAGGAAGGGCACGCAGCGGCCGUGAGGCACAUUAUAAUGGUGGCCGUCCGUACCACUGUGGGCUUCCUCCUGCCCUUUAGUGCUAUUUGUGUGACUGGUAUACUUUUAACAAUUAAAGUAAACAAGUCUGAGGGAUCUGUCCGCAUAUCCACCUUCUCUAAAACAGUGUCUGCAGUAAUUCUGGCUUUCUUUCUAUGCUGGGCACCCUUCCACAUCUUUAGCUUGAUGGAGCUAUCCAUGCAUUCCACAUUGUACCUACACAAUGUACUGAAAACUGGCUUUCCUCUUGCCACCAGCUUAGCGUUUUUUAACAGUUGCAUUAACCCCAUGCUCUAUAUGCUGCUGGGCAAAAAGGUUCGCCAUAUCCUGAAGCGUGCAUGCCUGGAUAUAACUAAGAGUUCAUUGAGAGAGCUAAGCCAGUCCAUCUCUGCAACAGAGACUGUGUCUCUACCCGAAGGUCCUCAGGAGAGUCCCCCAGAGGAGCCAGUUGAAUCAUCAGCUCUAUGAUCGCCAUAGUAGUGAAGACUUGUGGUUACCCACAAGCAUGAGGUUCACUGCUAGGUGGGUGUGGAUGAAGAAGAUUAUCAUAGCUGUUGUUUUCAGCUCUGGUGUUAAGAUUUUCCUAACUUUGUUUCAUUUGGACAGCAAUUACGCCCACUUCAGCUGUCAAUUACCUCCAGUGGAAAACACGACUAGUUCGGACUGUGCGUGACUUGCAUAGGGAAUUAAUAUGUUUCCAAUGACUGAGUUUCAUAGCCCAGUCGAUUUCCAGAGCAAGAUUCAAGCUUAAAUAUGUCUCACAUAUUCACUGAAGUUCUGUUGUACUCUUUUUGAACUAGGGGCAUUUACUCAUUAAUCUUCUAUACCUUGGUUCUUGCCUAUCAGAUACAAUAUAUGUGUCUAUUGUAGUCUUAUUCCAGUAGUCUGUUUUUGUAUCUAUUUGUAGGCCCACAGACUGCUAGAGUCACAUGUUAAUGUCUCUUUUAAAAUACAUUUUUAAAUGUUUCAGAGUUGUAUAAAUGUCUUAUUCUAAUAUAUUCAACACUAUGCUUAAAUAAACGUGUUCUUUUCAACAUCUUUUCA